This is a messenger RNA of Paramecium pentaurelia, 2487 nucleotides long. Lineage: Eukaryota; Ciliophora; Oligohymenophorea; Peniculida; Parameciidae. The record is from the annotation of a GenBank genome assembly.
AUGAUAGACAGAUAAUUUUUGAAAGUAUAAGCAAUUUAUUGGAUGUCAUUUUGUUACUCCAUUUAUUUCUAUAUAGAGGAUAGAAAUACAACUAAUUUAAUAUGUUUGGUAAUUAUAUGCUUGUUAUUUCCUGUUGUUAUAGUAUUUCAUUUUGCGAAUUUAAGAACAAAAAUUAUUGGAACCAUAUUUUGUAUUCAAAUAGAUUUGAUAUGUCUUAUAAUUCUGAAUUAAUAAAACUUAAACCAUGUUUCAUAUGCUUAAUUAAUAAUAAGUUAAUACAUUUCAAAAGAUCUUAUUAAGAAGGUAUAGACAUAAAACAAACAUUCAAUAAGCAUAAUGUCUCUGUAUUAUAGUAUGAUAAUAGUUGUAUGUGCAUUUCAAUAAAUAUAUUUGCAUACUGAUAAUGAGUUUCAAUUAGAGUACCCUCAAUUAAUGUUAUGUUUAUUACUGUCCUUAUAAGAAAGCAUUAUAUUGAAAAAGAUAAAUUAAAAUUAGUUGAAUACAACAAUUCCAAUUGAUAUAGGACCAAUUCAUAAAUCAGAUAGUUUAGGAAAAAGAGUGGUUUCAGUAGUUGAAAGUGAUAGAAAUUUGAUUUUAGAUCAAUCAAAAGAAAGUGCAAGAAUGUUGUGUAAUAAUUUUAGCAAUAUUUAAUAACAUUACAUCAAUUCUGAAAUAAUUUAUAAUUCACUUGAAAUCUUACAAGAAGGACUUAUAGUAUUAGAUAUAUUAGAUGAAAAAACAUAAUCAUUCAAAAUAUAAUACAUGAAUAAUGCAACAAGAGCAUUAUUUGGUCGUGAAUAGGAUGGAGAUAUUUUAUAUAUUUUAGAAAGUUUUAACACAUUACAUAUUUAAAGUUCAGAGAUCUUGGAUGAUCCAAAUAUAUAAUAAAGAUUAUCAAAUUUACAUCAUUCUCGUAUUUGCAAAUCUAUCUUUUUAUAAAAAGACUUAUUUGGUUCAGUCAAAUAACCAUUAUUAGAUGGAUAGAUGUUUGAAAAAUAUCAAACAAUCAGUAUGAAAGACUUAUUAGAAAAAAUGAUAAAGGCAAAAAAAUCAGAUGUUAUAACAGUAAAUACACAUUUUGGUGGCAGUAUCUAAUUAAAUACAAAUAAAAAUAUAACUAUUUCUUAAUCUAAUGCUGGAUUAUAAUCAAGACAUGAAUAGAAUGAAAGAUUGAUGGAAUUCACUUUAACUCUUACUAGGGAUCGAAGUAUUUUAAUUAUAUGUAGAGAUGUAACACAUAGAUAAAAAAUAAGAUAUUUAAAAGAUUAUGAUAUUUAAAAAUCAAAAAUGUUGUCAUUUGUAAGUCAUGAAUAUCGUCAACCAUUAGGUUGUAUUAUUUAAAUGAUUGAAUGUGUAUUAAUAUAGCCAAUUAUAACUAGUAAUUCAGAUAUAGUUGAAAAUUUACAAGUAGCAUUGGAUAAUUCAAAAUAUAUGUUGAAUUUAUCUAAUGAUUUAUUAGAUUUGGCUUAAAUAAAGAAUGGAAAAUUUAAAAUAAAAAAGGUAUCUUUUAGUAUUGAAAAUCUAAUUAAUGAUUGUAUGAAAAUGUUCGCUUUAAAAGCUAGAUUGAAGAAUCUUUAAUUGUUAAAAAAGAUUAAUAGUAAUAUCCCAAAGUUUAUUAUAUCCGAUUAAAAUAGAUUGAAGCAAAUUAUUGUGAAUUUGUUAAGCAAUGCUUUUAAAUUCACUUGUAGUAAAAUAGAGAUCAUCAUAUCGCUUUAGUCUGCUUCGUUGAGAAUUGGAGUUAGAGAUGAUGGAAUUGGGAUAAGUAAAGAAGAACAAUAAAUGUUAUUUAAGGCAUUUUCAAAAGUAAAUUCGGAAGAAAGUAAAAAAUUAAAUGAAUAAGGUGUUGGUUUAGGAUUAGUUAUUAGUAAUUAAAUUGCUUAAACUAUUGGAUGCAGUGGAUUGAAUAUAGAAUCUAAAAAAGAUCAAGAUAAUCAUUAUUCAUUAUUUUAUUUCGAUAUGUUAAUAGAUUUACCUGAAUAAAAGAAAGUGGCAAGUAUUAAAAUUCCUGAAAUAAAUCCUCUUUAUUAGGAAGUUGAUGAAAUAAUAACUUUGAAUUAAGAAUAAUAAAAAAUAACUCAAGAUGCUAUUUCGUAUUGUUCUCAUUGUUUAAUUGUUGAUGAUGAAUUCUUUAAUGCCUACGCUUUUAAUAAAAUUUUAUAAGGAGUUCUGAAAAACUAUUACUAAUAAAUUGAUGUAGAAUCUGCUCUUUCUGGUAUGGAAUCUAUAGAAAAAGUGAAAAAUAAAAAGUGUAACAAUUCAUGCCAAGGAUACAAACUAAUAUUCAUGGAUGUAGAAAUGCCCAUAAUGAAUGGUAUAUAAACUACUAAAUAAAUAUUGGCUAUAAAUCCUAACUAAAUCAUUAUUGGUUGUAGUGGUUAUUCCGAUUACUAAGAUAAAAAGAAAUGUUUCGAGGCAGGAAUGUAAGAUUAUAUCACCAAACCUGUCAACGAAACAGAACUUUAAGAAAUACUCAAGAAAUAUUUAUGA